This is a messenger RNA of Cylindrotheca closterium, 3450 nucleotides long. The record is from the annotation of a GenBank genome assembly. NCBI's taxonomy places the organism in Eukaryota, Bacillariophyta, Bacillariophyceae, Bacillariales, Bacillariaceae.
AUGAUCACUGCUGAACUACUGGAAGCUCUUCUUUCGCCAGACUUGCUCCGCAGAUCACAAGCAGAAGAGCACUUCCAAUCACUCGCUGUUUUGGAUCGGGUGCAAGGACUGAUGAAUCAGCUCGGCCACAACUCGCCGUCCAUUCAGCUUUUGGCACCCGUUUUGCUGAGACGAGACAUCCUCAAGCUCACCGACAUCAACUUGGUCAAUCAAUUGAUCUUGCCAUUGCUCGCUUCAUUUCCUGGAAGACCCCACGUAGGACACUGCCUAGCUGAAGUUUGUGCGACACUUUCCAUUAUUGGUACGGAUUCAGCGGCCGAUGCUGCACUUCAGAAAGUAUUGGCUUUCAUUGAACCUGCUCUGAAACAAGGAGAUUUAAUCUCCAUACGUUUGCUGGCCGACUUGGCAGAUCGUGCUCCAAUGGCGUUUGCCAGAGUCGCCACACCGUCAUUGUCAUCUUUGAUUUCGGAAUCUUCUGCGACCUCUUCCGAUUGCCUGCUCGAUGUCUGGACCCAUGUACUCGUCAAUGGCGCAAUUGCAACGACCAUUAAGACAUCAUCCCUUUCCAGAGAACUUCCCAAGUUGGACGAAUUGCAAGUGGAUCCGGCCUCUCCUGCAUCGCAAACGCUCAGCGCAUCCUUGACCACCUUGCUGCAAGGCUAUGGGACCAUGCGAGACGAGGAAUCCAUCAAAUCCUGCAUGGAACACUUGAGCCAAGCAACCAUUCAGUGCCCUUCCCUGUUGGGAGGGAAUGAGGUCGUCCUCAAUACCUUUUUGCACACUUGCUUGCAAUUUUUGGAAAAUUCCAAAUAUUCGAGUUCUGUCCAAUUGAGUGCCUUGGAAACACUGACCAGUUUCCUUAGUGUUGGAAGCGUGAAGCGAAAUCUCAUCACACGAAAUUUGGCCGACAGUAUCGCCGCAAAAACCGUACCAGUCUGUGCCCAGCUCAUGGCCAAUGGAGUCAACGAGAAUUUUGAUGAAUGGGCAUCUGAACCGGCGACUCUGGUGGAAGAUGCUAUAGAAGACGAGGACGAGGCUGUAUUUGCGGAGUCAUUAUUCGAGAGUAUCCUGCAGCAUUUGGGUGGUGCUGCAUUGACCGUUGCCUUGCCCUUGGUACAGCAACUCCUUUCUUCGGAGGAGUGGAAGCACGCACGAGCGGCACUGGCAAUGCUUGAAUGUGGUCUCGUGUCUACCCCAAUCAGUCUCGUUUCCAUGUUGCCACUCAUGCUCCAAGCUGGUAUUUCUUUGUCCGAAUCAGUUAAUCUUCGAGUGCAGUGGCAAGCUAUUCGGUUGCUGGGAAUUCUGGGCGAGACAUCGGACCCGUCUACCAGAGAAACACAUGCAAAAGCAAUUCUGGCGAGAUUAGCAAUGGCGGUCCAAUCCCCUUGUAACAAGGUCUCGGCCAUGGCAUCGUUGGGGAUUGUAUCAUUUUGCCGUGGGAGCGGUGAACAGGACGACGUGGAAGAUGCUGCGAAGUAUGUUCACCUAUUUCUACCAGACCUACUCAAUGCAUUGAUGAACGGUCCUUUGUCCUCCAGUUCUACGGACACUGGCUCUAUAACAGCUCGAGUACGAGCGAUGGGAGCACUUGCGUGUUUAGCAGAAUCAGUGGAAGAGAAGUUCUUCCCCUUUUAUCGUGAUGUAAUGCCGGGCCUUCUAUUAACUGCACGGUUACCCAUAGUCGAAUUGACUGGAGCUGCUGUAGAAGCUGCAACUAUUGUUGGAAGAGCCGUUGGUCUGGAGGUAUUCCGGGACGACGCGAAACAACUCUUGUCCUGGAUUCUUCCUGUGUUACAGUCACGGGCAAAUACUCAUAUUCCUCUGGAACAACUCUUGUCAGCAUGCGCAAGAGUGGCAUCUGUCUUGGGGGAAGAGUUUGCUCCAUUCGUUGACGUUGUUUUGCCAAUCUUGUUAGAGAAAGCUAAAGAAGAAGACGACAUCUCAAUUACGGAGGCCAACGAAUCUGGUUUUGGGAGCAGCAACGAAUACCAAAUGGGUAACGACACAAACAGCAUCACCGUGGCGGUUCCUGGAAAAGGAUUUACGAAAGUAACCAUCAAUACUAGCAAGAUUGAGGAAAAGUCCCAAGCCAUUCGUGCGGUCUAUGAGCAUGCCAAGGCUUUGGGUGCACUCUUUGGCCCCUAUGUCCAAGUUUCGCUAGACACUGUUUUACCGCUAUUGAACUUUCCAUACUCAGCAGAUGUUCGCAGUACAUCGGCUCAAACCCUUGCCGCUGUUUUUGAAGCGGCUUGCGCCGCAGGGGCAAAUUCGGGAGGUAUGCACAUUCCGCAGAAAUAUCUCCCUGGUGUUGCAACAUCUAUAGCAAAUCAGAUUGAAGCAGAGGAUCCAAACGACAUGGAAUCUCUAUACGCCCUAUCUGAUUCAUUGAGCGAGAUUCUAUUUGUGGUUUAUCAAUACCGCAAUGAUAGUGUAUUUCAUCGCGAAAUUGUGGGUCAGUUCUCUGUAAACCAUGCUCAAGCACUUGUUCAAAGAUGUAUGCAAGCUAUGGUUGCCUGUUUGGCACGACGAAAGCGCGUCACAAGUAUAUUGGGAGGUGCGCUUACUAGUAAGGAUGAGCAAGAAGAAUACCUUCGUUUGUUGAAGGCAGAAGAAGUACUUUUGACAUCAUUGGUUGAUAGCGUGGGAUAUACACUCAAAAUGUUCCGCGUCGAGUUUGUUCCAAUCUUUGAAUCGUUGGUCGUACCAGUGUUGGGACCAAUACUCUCAUCAACCAACGAUAUUCGGGCUUUGCACUCAGCACUGUGCCUCUUUGUGGAUUGCGUUGAGCACUGUGGGAAAGAGGCUGCUUCUAAACAAACAGAUCGAAUUCUUGGAGCAAUCAUGGGAGUCAUCGGCGAAGGGGACGCUGCAAACAGGGAUUUAUUGCAGACUUCUGUGUAUGGGAUUGCUCAAAUCAGCCGCUAUGCCCCUGGUUGCCUCACAGAUUCGCAUAUUCAGAUGAUUGUCCACGCGCUCCUCGCACUCACGGACUGUUCGAAGGAAGAAGCCGGGGAUGACAUCUAUUUGGUCGAGGUUGCAGCAUCUGCACUUGCAUCAAUUACGUUGUUUGGGCGGCAUUCGAACCUCAAAUUCGUUACGCAAGAUACUUUGGUGACACGAUUCUUGAAUCACUUGCCGAUCCAAGAAGAUGAAGACGAAGCGAAGAUAUGCCAUGCAGGAUUGUGCCAUUUGAUUGAAUCGCAAGUCAUUGACGUGAGCAAAAAUGCUGUCAAAAUUUGUCAAAUCGCGGGCCAAGUAUUGUCUGCUGUCAGCGAUGGUGAAGAAAUUGCAUCACCUGAAACGUGUGAGAAUCUAGUUAGUAUUUUGAAAGUCAUGCGUAGUGACCUACCUCAAGACAUGAUGCAACAGGCAUACUCUACUCUGCAUCCGGAAGCUCAGCAAGCAAUUUCUGCCGCAAUCUACAGCACAAGCUCUGUUGUAACACCUUGA